This is a messenger RNA of Ficedula albicollis (Collared flycatcher), 1732 nucleotides long. It is a transcript of the gene CD86, whose product is annotated as CD86 molecule. The transcript is spliced from 6 exons. Lineage: Eukaryota; Metazoa; Chordata; Aves; Passeriformes; Muscicapidae. Gene Ontology annotation, cellular component: external side of plasma membrane. The coding region runs from base 396 to 1295 and encodes 299 amino acids. The record is from RefSeq and is a predicted model, not a curated record. Gene Ontology annotation, biological process: cellular response to lipopolysaccharide; cell surface receptor signaling pathway; T cell costimulation.
UCAGGUUUCUCUAUGCUGUCAUUUGCUGUUGUUAAGGAUAGGUUCCUGUCACAAAACUGAAGAUCACACACGUCAUCACUUCUAGUAGCUGACAUGUCUCCCACCUCCCGCACCGAGACGUCUCCCCCACCUCUUCCUUCUUCGUCACGCUCUCCUCCCCCUCUACUUUCAAUUCCCCAUCUUCUUCCCCACACUGCCAGGCCAAGCAUGCUCCUCAUUCCUCUUUCCUCUGCUCCAGGCAUUUUGAGUACUUGUCUUGCCCUUUGGACCUCAGGGACACUCUGUUCUUCCCAUGGCAUACACAGUCUGCAGUAAUCUUGCACCACAUCACCUUCUCUGUAAACCAGAGAUCUGCCAUGGCAUGCUAGUUGUGGUUGCUAAAGGCUGGGAAACACAUGGAAGCUGUUGCCCCAGUCUAUGGAAAAAGUGUCAUGGAGGUCUGCAUAUUCUUCCUUUGUGCUAUGAUCUUUCUCCCAGGUAUUGCUGCCAGUAUUCAUCCGGUGAAGGCAUUUCUCCAUCACACUGUACACCUAUCCUGCCAUUUUCCAAACUCUCAGAAAAUUGACGUAAACAAUUUAAUAAUUUUUUGGCAAAAAGACACUAUUAAAGUGGUGCAUGAAGUAUAUUAUGGCCAAGAAAAACAUGAGAACCUUAGUCCUGAAUAUAUAAAUCGCACCAAAGUGGACAUGGGCAAAUGGACCCUGCAGUUGUUAAAUGCAGGAAUUGAGGAUGAGGGACGCUAUCAGUGUAUUAUUAUGCAAAAAAUAACGGAACGAUCAAGAGAGGUCAUACACCAAUCUGAGUGCUCACUGCACAUCAUUGCCAACUAUAGUCAACCUGAGAUAGCAGAACUGCACUCUGGGGAACUAAAGCCCAACGGAUACUUGAAUCUUUCCUGUUCUUCCAGUGGAGGUUAUCCAGAGCCCAAGGAGAUGACUUGGCUGAUUUCAUAUGAGAACAUAACACACAGCAGUACGGCUCACAUGGAUGUCUCGCAGGAUGCUGUGACAAAGCUGUACAACGUUACCAGCAAGCUGAAUAUCCCAGUUCCUACAAAAAGCCACACUAAUAUCAGCUGUUUGCUUCACCUUAGGGAGCAGCUGGGAAGCCUUGUCUCAGUCCCACUGGGCAUAGAGAUAAAAGAGAAUGAAAUGAAGCAAGCAGAGAUAAAUUUCUUUGGCCCACUUAUAGCUGUGGUUGUAGUGAUCACUUCUGCACUUCUUCUGGGUUUUGUGAUAUUAAAGAAGAACAGAAAUAUCUUGUCUACCAACCAGAGCGUCAGUCUAGCAGUCUAGAAGCUAUCCAGCUUGAAACUGUGGCCAUCAGCCAGACUGCUGACUGGGAACCACCUCUGCACACAGCAAAGCAUGAGCUCCCGUGUUUUUAGAGGUUCUGCCAGGACAAGAAUCCUCCCCAGAAGCCCUACAGAACAACAUACAACACUUCUGUGUGAUGGCUGAAACCGACUUCCUGGUGUUCUGUGCUUUUAUUUUUGCUCCAGAAUAGUAGUAAAUAUGAUGCUCUGCCUGUCUGCAUGACGACCUUUUUGUUGUAUAUUUUAUUAUGCACUGUAACCAUGUAAAAUCCUGAGAGUCAAUGGAGAAAGCAGAGCUGCAUGGGUCACAGAAUGUCUCAGAAAUAGAAAGAAUUAAGGUGCAAUCUGUGAAUCAUAACCAUCACUGCAAAUACGAUCAGAGGUAGGCUAUUACCCAUAGACUCAUAGAACCAUGGA